AUGGGAAACUAUCUAAACUUUCGAAAAGUUCUAAUGGAGGAGAUCGGAGGUAAUCAACUUAUUCCUGGCCAGCAGUUCUGCCCCAUGGACGAUGAGUUAGUUCUCUUCUAUCUGAAGCCCUUGUUGAGUGGGGAGAACGUGCCCGGCAGAAACCAAGUGGUGUUCGAUUGCGACCUCUACGGUCAGCAAGAACCAUGGGAGAUAUGGGAGUCCUUCAAAACCAGGAGACCGCACGACUUGCGGCUUCACAAGGACAUCUACUUCUUCACCCAACACAAGAAGAUGAGUUCCACAGACAAGCGCAUACGCCGGAAUGUGGGAAGUGGCACCUGGCAUAGUGACGACUCCGGCAAGCCGGUAAGAUCUGUUGAAACUGGUCGUGUUGUUGGCUUAAAGAGAAGACUAACUUACAAUAACGAAGAAUCGGUGCAGGAUGGUUGUUGGAUUAUGCAUGAAUACUCCCUUGAUCGAUCAUUAAGGGACAAGAAACAGAAGGUGAAAGACUACGUUAUUUGCCUACUGCGAAAGAAUGGUGAACCGAACACCAAGAUCGGCAAGAAGAGAAAGCAACGUGAAGCGAAAGAGUUUCUUGAAGAAAAUUCUGCCAUUUAUAACGCCCCACAAACAAUGCUAUCAGAAGAUGAUGAUGCUGCAUUCGUAGCUGAUCUUGAAGAGUCUUUGGAAUGCAUUGAAGAUGAAAAUGCACCCUCUUCAGAACCAAUCUACUUUGAGGAGAAUGGUGGACAACAACCAUUAGCAGCCAAUCAUGGAAACUUUAAUGUGCUGCCGUGGGAUAAUUUUCUCUUGAAGGAAUUCGUAGAAGGAUUGAGUAUGGAGCAGAUGGAGGAAUAUCUUCUUAAUGGUGUGAGUAGUGAUAUAGAUGUGGCUGCGGCCUACGACGUGAUUGGCUUUGAGGAUGGUGUGUGUAUGUCUGAGCCUUUGGUGCCUGCUUGUGAGCAACAGAUUACAGCUGAUGAUGAUAUCUCAGACUGCUUGGGGUCAAUUGAUUUCAGUCCUGAGGCAAACAACUUCCCUUGCGGUGGUGAAAUGCAAAUGAAUUCGUAA
This is a messenger RNA of Argentina anserina (silverweed cinquefoil), 1065 nucleotides long. RefSeq names its product NAC domain-containing protein 2-like. Lineage: Eukaryota; Viridiplantae; Streptophyta; Magnoliopsida; Rosales; Rosaceae. The coding region runs from base 1 to 1065 and encodes 354 amino acids. Gene Ontology annotation, biological process: regulation of DNA-templated transcription. The transcript has 3 exons. The record is from RefSeq and is a predicted model, not a curated record. Gene Ontology annotation, molecular function: DNA binding.